This is a messenger RNA of Drosophila serrata, 1366 nucleotides long. RefSeq names its product protein maelstrom-like. Gene Ontology annotation, molecular function: sequence-specific DNA binding. Gene Ontology annotation, biological process: piRNA processing; male meiotic nuclear division; regulation of miRNA-mediated gene silencing. The record is from RefSeq and is a predicted model, not a curated record. Gene Ontology annotation, cellular component: nucleus; P granule. NCBI's taxonomy places the organism in Eukaryota, Metazoa, Arthropoda, Insecta, Diptera, Drosophilidae.
AUAUUUCGCAGUCGAACUGUUCCUUUCCCUGUGUUAACAUCUAAAAAAGUGCCUAAAAAAAGUACGACGUGAUUUGUGCUUCGCUUGCGUUUAAUUUUUGUUAUUAAAUUGUUGUGCGACUUGUUUUGAAAUCCUUUCAAACCUUUAAUUCUCGUUUAUAUAUUGAUAACCAAUCAACCUUGAAAAAUGGCCCCCAACAAAACCAAGAGAGUAACGAAUGGAUUUAUGACUUUCGUUCAAGAGUGGCGUCAGACAGACCCCGUGGGCCAGGGCAUGUCCUUGGCACAGGCGGUUGAACGUUGCGGUGACGUCUGGAAGGUAAUGACCCCAGAGGAACGCAGUCCCUAUGUCGAGAAGGCCAUGACCAUCAACCUAGAAACACGUAAAAAGCCCAGUCAAAUAGUCCAAAUGGAUUUAGCUCUACGCGAGGCUGAGGAACGCCUCGAAGAGAUGAAGCGAACCACUGAGAACAUGGUGCUGGAGGCCGUGGAGGCGAAUGGCCUGGAAAAUCGUCAUUUCGUUUUUAUAUCGCAUAAUUUCUUUACAACGACUGUAAGCGGUGAUUUGUAUGUACCGGCCGAGUUCUCGGCCUGCAAGUUUUCCCUGAAGCAGGGCAUUAUGUCCUGGUACACCACCCUGAUUAACCCGGGAAGCCUUGAUCUCGGCCAGGCCAGAGAUGCGCUACAUCACUCGACCACAACGCACGGGCUCCCGUUGCCUCCGAAUGCCUUGGGUGAACGUAAUAUGAAUAAGCUUUAUAAGAAUAUUCAUGAUUAUCUAACGAGGUGCAUAGGCUGCAAGCCACUUAUCGUAUUUACAAAUUCCGAAGACAUCGGAAGGGUGAAGGCAUCGUUAGAUGAUUUACGAGUGAAAAGCUGUCAUCGGGGUAAGGAAAUUGUAGUACUCGGCAUAGAGUACCUACUCUUCUGUUUGAAGAAACAGUUGCUCCUGAUCGCCGGGCAGCCGAUUGAUGAUAUUCAUGAAUUGUGUACCGAUUCCUACGUCAAAAAGGAUGUUUAUGAGUUUGAGUCCCACAUCUCUUGCAAGUUUCACGAGGACGUCGAUCGAACACAGUUCUGUAGUUUAUCCCGGGUUCAGCGUUGGGGACUUAUUACCAUGCAAGUAUGUGAUGUUUUAAACAUCCCCAAGAAGCCAGGCAAACAUAUUCCUGAUCCUGACCCUGACCCCAAGAAAGUCCAGAAGAAUACCUGUCUGGCUGGUUUUGGACGUGGACGUCCCAGAGCCCGGCUCUCUACAUUGGGUGAAGCUAAUCGUUGAAGAAUUAGCUCCUGAAGAGAUGACAGCGAAGAGGAAAGUCUUUCCACUACCUGAAACAUAAAACUAAAUAUCAAUAUCAGCAUCACAU